UUCAUCUGUCUCUCUUGACACAGAUAACUCCUAUAUUUCCUCGCUCAGACUGUGCUGAAUAAUUACAUUCCACACCCCACCUUUCAUCCUCAAUCUUUACAUCUCAUCAUCCAUACCCCAUACAUACCACCUCUAAGCUACUAACAUCUUUCAAAAGUGGGCUCUCUCUCUCUCUCUCUCUCUCUCGUUAAAAUGGAAGAACCAUCAUUCAUUAGUCCACAACAACUUAAACAAACUCUUCUUAACUACAAUCAAGAUUACACUCUUAACACUACUAAUCACAAUAUUAAUCAAGAAAUUCAAUACCCUCCUUCCCCUUGUUCUGAUGAUGAUUUCAACUCAAACCCCAUCACAAUUUCCCUGUUUUUUAAUCCUUCCAAGAUUCGAAAAACACUUCACCGCUGCAGGAGUUCCCCUGCAAUGACUGUUAUGCAUGACACCAAGAAAAGUGUGGCAAAACCUGUGCCAAAUUCAGGUUCUUUAGUUAGACAAGCUACCCUUUUGCUCAUUGUGUAUUUGAUGUUGGGAAUUUUGAUUUAUGCGUUUAAUCGUGAUCAUUUCUCCGGUAUCGAAACGAAUCCCUUUAUUGAUGCUAUAUAUUUCUGUAUAGUUACUAUGUGUACAAUUGGUUAUGGUGAUAUUGCACCUUCUUCUGCUGCUGCUAAGAUAUUUGCUUGUUUGUUUGUGCUUGUGGGGUUUGGUUUUAUUGAUAUCUUGUUAUCCGGGGUUGUGAAUUAUGUUCUUGAUUUGCAAGAAAACAUGAUUUUAACAGGCAUUGAAGAGAAUUCAGUAGAGGGGUUUUCGGUUAAGAAUUAUAUUUAUGAUAAGGCUAAAGGGAGGAUGAGAAUUAGGUUGAAGGUUGGUUUGGCUAUCGGUGUGGUUUUCUUGUGUAUCGGACUUGGGAGUGUGGUUUUGUACUAUACGGAGGAGUUGAGUGUGAUUGAUUCCUUUUAUUUGUCUGUGAUGUCCGUUACUACUGUUGGGUAUGGUGAUAGAGCUUUUAAGACUCCUCAAGGGAGGUUGUUUGCAUCGUUUUGGCUUUUGUUUUCAACGCUGGCCGUGGCUAGGGCAUUCUUGUAUUUGGCAGAGGCAAGGAUUGAUAAGAGGCAUAGGAGGAUUGCAAAAUGGGUGUUGCAUAGGGAAAUCACGGUCGAGGAUUUGGUUGCUGCUGACCUCAAUCACAAUGGCUUCAUCAGGUCCAGUGUAUUUUGGCACCUUGAGUAGCAUAAGAAGGGGUUGGAAAGAGCACAUUAUGGAAUUCAGCAUCAAUGACAUAACCAGGGUUAACGAUAGUUAUAAGUUGCGAUGUUUGAUGAACUUGGUCUCCAAAAAGGCUAGUACUUUAAGCAUCAGUCUUUCGCUUUAUGACGCAGGUAGGCAAUGAGAGCUAUCAUAUAACGGAUAAGCUUCAAAUGCAGAUGUCAUAAUGUACUAGAUGGGUAAAUGACGGACUAGUAAUUAGUUCUUUCUGUUUCUAUGACGUGUUAUUUCAAGUUUAUCGACAAGCAUGCGACUUUUGGAUAACGCUAUUUGAGGUGUUUGAUGAAUUUUGUUCCUCAGAGAGAAAAGAACCUUUUUCUUUUUGCCCUUUCAUAUAUUUGAUUGUGUAGACGCACAAUGGUAAUGAUAAUAUUUAAGUUUAAAACCAUAAUUUGUAAUUUUCUAUUGGUAUAAUGCUAAUACUGAUUGAAUAUUUAUACUCUUUGGUUAGCUGUCUAGAUCUUCAUAUUUAAUAUAAUAGGGAGUUGUUGGCAUUUGCUCGGUCCUGCCUGCUGUAUCGAUGACUCUAUGUUACUUGUUCAUUUCCAAUUAUUACAAUUAUUGUAUUUCUACAAUAAGCAUAACCGUUAAGCCCGAGCAUGCCACAAAUACACACACCAGUCAUAUCGCUCUUCACAUGUUCCUCCUUAAGCAAGCAACUAAAAGAUUAGAGGUAAUUGCAUAUUGCACCCCCUAAGUAUCGUUCAAAAACGAUAGAGUACCGAUACUUUAAGAAACUCAACUCGCACAUCUUAUCUUUACUUCUCA
Daucus carota subsp. sativus is the source of this 2028-nucleotide messenger RNA. RefSeq names its product two-pore potassium channel 5. The transcript is spliced from 2 exons. The record is from RefSeq and is a predicted model, not a curated record. Gene Ontology annotation, biological process: potassium ion transmembrane transport; stabilization of membrane potential. NCBI's taxonomy places the organism in Eukaryota, Viridiplantae, Streptophyta, Magnoliopsida, Apiales, Apiaceae. Bases 193 to 1224 code for a protein of 343 amino acids. Gene Ontology annotation, molecular function: potassium ion leak channel activity; outward rectifier potassium channel activity. Gene Ontology annotation, cellular component: plasma membrane; plant-type vacuole membrane.